GUUCCCCUUUAUUUCGGGUCGGUCGCGGGGCGUCUGCGCGUUGCAGCUGCGGCGGGGCGAGGAGGAGCCUCCGCCUGGAAGAAGGGAAGGGAGGAAGGAAGGAGAAGGAGGAGAAAGAGGAGGAAAAGGAGCCGCCCCUCCAAGCGGCGCAGGAGAGCCAGGCUUCCCCUCUCUUGCUUCCCUUCCCAUUUGCCGCAUCCUGCAGCCCGGUGAUGAGCCUGGGCCGGCCUGCCGAGGCGGGGGAUGAUGGGCUCUGUAGUCGGGGCCUCCUCCCCGCUAAUUCUCCUUGGUUUCCAAGCCACGUGCAGGUGGGGGCCUUGGGGGCGAGGGGCCUGCGGGGCAAAGGCGGCCUGCCAGCCGGGGACGCCUUCGCUUUGCUCCAGCUGGGCAGGCAGAAGGUCCGCACCGCCGUCUCCACCGACCGCAGCGGCUGCCCGAGAUGGGACGCCCCGCCCUGGGCUUUGGAGCUGCCGUCCGCGCCGGGCACGCAGUCCGAACUGCAGCAGACUCAACCUCAAAGCCAAAGCCAAGAAGAGGAAGGCAACGACGCCCUCUUGCUGCGGGUGACGGUACUGCAGCGCGCUCUGGUCGGGAUGGACCGCUUCCUCGGCGCCGCCGCCCUGCCGCUAGGGGGCCUCCUCCGCACCGCGGGAAGGGAGCCGCACACACAGUGGUACAAGCUGCACUCGAAGCCCGGGAAGAAGGAGAAGGAGCGCGGGGAGAUUGAGCUGAGCCUGCAGUUUGCGCGCCACAGCCUGACGGCCAGCAUGUUCGACCUCUCGGCCAAGGAGAAGCCGCGCUCGCCUUUCGGGAAGCUGAAGGACAAGAUGAAGGGCCGGCACAAGUAUGACCUGGAGUCGGCCUCUGCCGUGGUGCCCAGCAGCUAUGGGGCCUUGGAGGAUGAGGUCCUGGGCCUGGAGGGGGGUCGCAAGGGGCCGCGGCUGCCCAAGGCGGGCUUCUUCUUCAAGGGCAAGCUGCGCCGGUCCUCCCUGACCCGCUCCAACACCUCGCUGGGCUCCGACAGCACCAUCUCCUCCGCCGGGAGCCUGGCGGGCAGUGCCGGGAAUGAGGCCUUCGCCCCGUCACCCGCCCGACACGGCAGCCUCUCCACUGACCGCUCCGUGAGAGACUUCCUGCCUUCACCCAAGCUGACCCACAAGCGGGCAUUCAGUGACGAGGCCUCACAGGUGGCUCUGCUGCCUGAAUCCAAAUCGGUCCAGAACCUGAAGCCUUCCGGGAAGGAGUCCAUCUCGCGCUCCUCGCUCUGCAUCAACGGAAGCCAUAUUUACUGCGAGGAGCCGCUUCCCAAGCCUUCCUUCCUCUCCUCGCCCCCGGCUCCGGCCGUCCUGCAGAAGCCGCCGGACGAGGGACCGCGUGGACCAGACCCAGAGCUUCCCACCUGGUCCAGUGCCAGAGGGCAGAAGGGGCCCCCCAAGGACCCCCCCAGGUUCAUCCCUUCGCCGCCCAUCUUGGCCGCUCAGGAGGAGGACAAGCUCUCGGUCAAGACCAUUGCGCUCAACAAGCAGAGGGGCCGAGCCAAGAAGGAGGAGGCGCUGCGGGCGGAGGGCAGGCCGGUCCAGAUGGCGGCCCCCUUGGUCUUCUCCUCGGACGUGGUCAGAGUCCGGCCACAGGAGAGGGCUGCAAAGACGGAGCAGGAAGAAGAAGAGGAGAAGAAGAAGGCCAGGACUGGCUUCUUCCGCCGACGCAGCAGCAGCAAAGACAGCGGGAUGGGGCACGCGGGCGUCUCGGCGGAAAGCGCGGAGCUCCCAGCCUCUCCGGGUCCGGCCAGCGGGCAAGAGCGGGGCCGGAGCAGCAGCGCCAGCGGAUGGUUUGGCCGGCAGGACCCCAAGGAUAAAAGACCCAGCUCCCAUCCCGGCCUGCUUGCUGCUGCCACAGAGCCUCCUCCCUGUUACCCCGAAGAUUGUGGCCCCUCUCCCUUUGGACCAGACCCCCAAAGACCCGCCUCUGCAGCCCCCUCCUCAGAGUGGGACGACAGCUUCUUCGACGCCUUCGCCACCAGCCGCUUGAAGCCGGACGUCGCCGGCGCAGAGAGUCCUCUCGCGCCGCUCCGGACGGACUCUCCAAACCCUGACGGGUCCCAGGUCCGCGAAAAGGGAGAUCAAUUUCCGAAAGCCCCCGACUUGCUGGACUUCGGACCUGAAGAGAGGCGGCCGGACACUGACCGGUCCGGCGAUGUGACUCUGACCCGCGACUUGGAAGCUCCUCCAAAGUGGACCGUAGAAGAGGAGACGCAACAAGAGAUUGGGGAGGGUCUUGUAGGCAUCAAGGGAGCAGAGUGGACGGAGACCCCCGAGGGGAUAUCAAGUGGAGACCCUUCCCAAGGUCUGGAGAGCGGCUUUGAGAGUCAGUGGGUCACUCCUGCUGCCUCUGGACGCCACUCUGCAAUGGUCAGUCUUCCAAGGGAUGGCUCAGAAGAUCAUGUCCCUUCAAAGGGUCCGGAGAGCAGCUUUGAGAGCCACUGGGCCACUCCUGCUGCUCCUGACUUCCCUUCCUCAGCCACAAUUCUUCCAGGUGUGGAAUUACCUGUGGGAGUUAGUGAAUCUGCAGUGGAGUCCUUCUCUACUUUGGGGAGCAUCCAAGCUCCUAAUGUUGGGAUGCAGGAGACAAAUGAUGUGGAAAGGGAGGAAGAAGAGGGGACUCCGAUCCCCGAGACCCAAGCCACGGCUCAUUUGGUCCUCAGUGCCGGAGAUGAUGUCGAGGAGGAGAGAGAGGUUGGAGAGGAGCGCGAGUGCAGGCGGGCGGAGACCCCACCUCCGAAGCCCCCCAGAAGGUUCACCCCACUCAGCCUCCAAGAAGAAGCAGGGGAAGCCAUGUGGGGACAGGCAGAGAGAGGUGAGAACGAGGCUGCUCUGUGCGAAGAGGCCAAACCCCUGAGACCCCCUUCGGAUGAAGAGAGACCCCCGACGGAAACCAUUCUCUUGUCACCGAAAGCAGUAAUUGGAGCAGGUGCCAACGUCCGAGCCAUAGGGAGACUCCAACUGGCCCCAGAACCUUCAGGUGUUAGCGAGACCCCCCAGGAGGUCGUCUUGGGGGGUGCCAAAGCCGAACAGUUCAGGACCUGCUUGUUGGCGCUCUCUGCGGACGAAUCGAGGUUGUCGGAGGAGAUGGAGGAUGCCGGUUGCCUUGAAGAACGUGAUGGAGAGUGGGCUAGAUCUUCCACUGGGGUGACCAAAGCCACCGAGGCCCCAGAGCUGGCUAGAGUGGGAUCAUUGCCAUCAACGGAGUUGCCCUACCCUAGAGAGACAAGCGGACAGCGAUCCCGAACUCUGAGCGCUUCGGCGUUCUUCUGGUCCGCCUUGGAGGAGCAGCGCGUGCCUCCCUCGCAGGACCAUCGUUCGCAAACACCGCCUGAUGAGCAAGGCUUCCCCAUUGAGGAGGAAACGAGAGAAGAGCCUUCCGCUGUCGGGCCGAACGAGUGGGGUCAUGUUGGCGCCAUACCCAUCCCUGCAAACGGCUCCGCCAACAAGUCAGAGUUCUCCUCAAUCUGGUCCGACGACCAGGUGCUGGACUUCAAGCGGGCCGACUUCUGGCAGGCGGAAAGGGGGGAGCGCAGCCCCGAAGUUGGGACCCCCGGCAACCCCUUUGCUCCCCGUCCUCCUCUGCCUUCCCCCCAGAACAACCCCUUUGUGGAACAGGCCCCCGACGUGCUCCCGGACCGCACUGCCAUCCUCCCGCUCUCCCACCAGAGAGGGCCCCUGUUCUCUGCUGUGGCCCCUGAGGAGGGUCCGGCGCUGACUCCAUCCCCCAUGUCACCCAACCUCGAGCCCCUGGCCUUCUCCACGCCGUUCCUACAGGGCGGCCUUGACCCCGGCGUCCCUUCUUCCUUUGGAGGCCCGGCUGCCACUCCGAUCCCUCUGGCCAUUUCCCAACCCAGUACUGAGCCGUCAGCUCCUUCCGUCCUGCCCGGAGAGACGUGGAGAGAAGAAGAAGGAGACGACAAAAGGGUGCCCCUCCAGCAGAAGGCCAGCCCUCACCCGGUGAAGCCCAUCAGCAGUUCCUCUGGGCCAGUGGUCAGCAAGGAGGAGAAGCCGCAGCCAGCGGUCAAGGCGAACCCUGUCCGGAGCUGCAGCGCUGACCGGGAGAAGCUCCAUCCCAGUAGCUCGAAGGAGGCCGUGCUUCCGGUCCUGCAGCUGGGAAAAACAGAAGCUGAAAAGGACCCUUCCUCGGACCCCUCCGCCCAGUACUACCACCUGACGCACGAGGAGCUGGUGCAUCUGCUGCGCAAGCGGGAGGCCGAGCUGCGCAAGGAGAAGGCGCACGUCCGGGAGCUGGAGAACUACAUUGACCGGCUGCUGGUGCGCAUCAUGGAGCAGUCCCCCACUUUGCUCCAGAUCUCCCUCAGAGACCCCGCCAAGUAGCCACCACGCCCCCACCCUCUGACCAGACCCCCGCCUCCCCUUUGACCCUUCUCUCCCCACCACUCCUCGCUUGGACACUCUG
Anolis sagrei ordinatus is the source of this 4461-nucleotide messenger RNA. It is a transcript of the gene RAB11FIP5, whose product is annotated as RAB11 family interacting protein 5. Gene Ontology annotation, molecular function: small GTPase binding. Lineage: Eukaryota; Metazoa; Chordata; Lepidosauria; Squamata; Anolidae. Gene Ontology annotation, biological process: regulated exocytosis. The record is from RefSeq and is a predicted model, not a curated record. Gene Ontology annotation, cellular component: mitochondrion; early endosome; secretory granule.